ACGCACCCCGCAAACACGCCCAAAUCCAAAAGCUCACUCGGCUGCCGUCGCUUUCGCCGUCCCAGCUCGUGCGCUCGCACCACUCCCCGCUCCCCACCCGGCUCGCAAGUCGCAACAGCGAGCGACCCCCCGCAGUCCCCCCUCCCUUCUCCGCGGCUUCGCUCCCCCGUCUGCCCCAUCCGAAAUCUCCUGUCCCGAGGGUUUCAGGUUUCUUGGUCCCUAGCGCCUUGUCCGCUUGCUGGGCCGCGUCGGAGCCCGCCGCUUUUAGGUGCGACUUCCCUGCAUCUUUUCCAGCCAGGGAUCGCUGGUUUCUUUCAAAGAUCGCAUCUUUGGCCUGCGGGAUCCGAUGAGAUGCGGGGGCGGUCUCGCAAUCCGAGUUCGUAGCAGGCAUGGCUGAAGUGGCGGCCUCUUCGUCCGGAUCCUUCGCCCCGCGCCACCUCUAUGGCGCCGGCAUCGUCAGGGACGCGCUCCCUUACGGUGGCCUCGCCACCCCGCCGCCGCCGCCGCCGGUGCAAGGUUCGGGUCGGGGAGGAGGGAAGAUUAGCCCCGCGGUGCUGUUCAUCAUCGUGAUUCUCGCUGUGGUGUUCUUCAUCUCCGGCCUGCUCCACCUCCUGGUGCGGCUGCUCAUGAAGAAGCAGCAGCGCCGCGGCCAAGGGGGUUCGGCGGCUGCGUCGGCGUCGGCGCGGGGGGCGGGAGGGGAGGCGGGGGCGGACGCGGCGCUGCAGCGGCAGCUGCAACAGCUGUUCCACCUCCACGACUCUGGGCUGGACCAGGCGUUCAUCGACGCGCUGCCCGUGUUCGCUUACCGGGAGAUCGUCGUGGGCUGCUGCGGCGACGGCGACAAGGAGCCGUUUGACUGCGCGGUGUGCCUGUGCGAGUUCGACGCCGAGGACCGGCUCCGGCUGCUGCCGCUGUGCGGGCACGCGUUCCACCUCAAUUGCAUCGACACGUGGCUGCUCUCCAACUCGACGUGCCCGCUCUGCCGCGGGGUGCUCUUCGUCCCAGGGCUCAUGGCCGAGGACAACCCGAUGUUCGAUUUCGAGGAGAGGCUGGAGGAAGGGCGGCUGUCCGAAGAGUGUGAUGACGGGUUUGAAUUGCCUGGGCAGAAGGCUUCAGGGGUGGCACAGACGCCAGUGGCUGAGAAGAGAGUGUUCCCUGUGAGGCUCGGGAAGUUCAAGAAUGUCGGGACCCAGGGUGCUGUGGAAGGUGGCAACGCCAAUGCUAGUGUGUUGACUAGGGAUCAAGGGGAGAGUUGCAGCAGUAGCUUGGAUGGAAGGAGAUGCUUUUCCAUGGGCACCUAUCAGUAUGUUCUUGGCACUUCUGAGCUCCGGGUAGCUCUCCAGCCUGGCCAGAUUAGAAAUGGUGCUGGUGGUGUGAUGAGAGGAAUGCCUUCUGGGUUAAGUUCGAUCAAUGCCGACAUUAUGGAAGGGAAGAAGAUUUGCGCACGGAACAAAGGGGAGAGUUUCUCCGUGUCGAAGAUUUGGCAGUGGUCUAAUCUGAAGGGCAAGCUACCUGCUGGGUCGGAUGAUUGUUCGGAUGCAGGGAGCCUUCCAUGGAUGAAGAAAGGAGGCGCUGGGGAUACAUCAAACAUUUGACUCUGUACUAGUGUACUUUGAUAGUAGCUAAUGUUUUCUUUUGUUAGUGUUGCUCACUUAAUUUCUUACCUCUAGUAUUUUUCUUGUCUAAUUUCAUAUGCUGAUUUUGAAUGCGUGAAUCUCAUUGGGGGCAUAACUUUUGGUAGUCAUACCAGCUUAGUCAGUUGCACUAUGUAUAUUGUGAUGACUUAGGAUGAUGUGAUAUCUGGUCUGCCUUUUAUUUUGUAUUGGUCUGUUGCUACCGUUUAUAUUUCUGCAAUUUCCCUUAUUUGAUUGAUCA
This is a messenger RNA of Phragmites australis (common reed), 1875 nucleotides long. RefSeq names its product RING-H2 finger protein ATL46-like. The record is from RefSeq and is a predicted model, not a curated record. Lineage: Eukaryota; Viridiplantae; Streptophyta; Magnoliopsida; Poales; Poaceae. Bases 390 to 1595 code for a protein of 401 amino acids. The transcript has a single exon.